CGCGAAAGAAAAGACGAGGCCACAGUGCUGAAUCUCUUGAGUUUGAUUGUUUUUGAGGAUCAGUACUGCAUUGAACAACGACCGCCAAGGGGCUGGACAACAAACCCCAACAACGAUAACUGGUGAGCGUGAGAUCUUCGCACCUCGGAUGCUACCGGACUGGAUGAGCUCUCUGCCGCAGACCUCAUGUUGUGGAUACUGACGCCGUUUCUCUUUUCCCUGAGUUUGUCGCGGGCCGCUUUGGUGCGUCGAUCUUCUGCAUUCAUCCCUCCUCAUCUUUGGUGCAUGACGCCGGCGUCGAGAGGGGCCCUGACACGCACAAUCGCAAAAGAGGUGCGUGCGACGCACGCACACCUGGCACACACGUAAGUCUAGUCGUGUGUGUCAUCCUUUCAGAGUGAUGGUGAGGAGCAGCCGAUGCCAAGCAACCCUGAUGGUGUGCCAGCAGGUGCGUCCAUACCAGACACAAAGACAUACAUGAGAGGGAGAGAGAGGCGAAUCCAUCCACACACACACACACACAUCUGUGUGUCUGUGUGCCGAUUGACUGCUUGAUGUGCGUGAUCCGUGUGUAUGGUUCAUUCGUUUAGGCAUGCCAACGAAGUGUGGUGAUUCGGAGGUUUAUGGGCGGUCAGAUGAGGACGUGCGGCUGGGCCUUGCCCGGUUGCCCAGGGUCACGCUCUCACCGGAAUUCGUCCAACGACACAAAUCCGUCCUUUCCAGAGAGACUCGCCGGUGAGUGUGUCGUCACAGAACAAUCAACACCUCAAGUUUGCAAAGCGUGUGUGUGUAGCUGGCCUACGGUGUGCCUCAAGGAUAGGAAUCUGCUCUUGGUGGUUUUCUACGUCUGGCCGUUGCUGGAGCAAAUGAUAUUCCAGGUGUGUAGUCACCGCACAACACACACACACACACACACACACAGAGGACACCCACACGGAUGGAUGGGUGGGUGCAUCAAUCAGCGCCGCCUGUGUGUGUGUGUGUGUGUGUGUGUGUGUUGGACAGACAAACUGGCGCAUCUACGCGAAACCUUACGACCAGGACAACCAUGACGCCACGUCGGUGUCGUUCCUGGUCGGCAAGGACAGGGCCUAUCGGAGGCACAUUUGGGUGAUGGCCGGCGACAAUCGCGAGCAGCUGGAAGGGACAAAUUUUUUUAAAGUCACCGCAAGAGCUCCUGAGGAGCCGCCUAGUGCGACAGGCGAUCAGAUACGGCUGCAUUGUGGACGCGACCUUCAACACAUGGACUUUCUACCGCUACAACGACAAGAACUUUCUGCAGAAGAUCAGAGAGUUUAA
Messenger RNA from Vitrella brassicaformis, 1299 nucleotides. The record is from the annotation of a GenBank genome assembly. Lineage: Eukaryota; Vitrellaceae.